Ictalurus furcatus (blue catfish) is the source of this 6403-nucleotide messenger RNA. Its product is annotated as 4-galactosyl-N-acetylglucosaminide 3-alpha-L-fucosyltransferase 9. The transcript is spliced from 5 exons. Bases 2761 to 3921 code for a protein of 386 amino acids. Gene Ontology annotation, cellular component: membrane. Lineage: Eukaryota; Metazoa; Chordata; Actinopteri; Siluriformes; Ictaluridae. Gene Ontology annotation, molecular function: alpha-(1->3)-fucosyltransferase activity. The record is from RefSeq and is a predicted model, not a curated record.
AACUACAGGAAGAGAAAAGUCAACCAGCGGCAUUUCGGAUCAGCUGACAGGACUUAAUGACACGUGAAGGAAGAACAGCCAGGAGCAGGCUGCAGGAGAGUUACUGAACAAGUGGACUGCGUAGAGCUAUAUUAAAUACGCACAAGAUCCUGUUGGCACGUGUGCUACACUCAACCGUUAAUAAUAAGACAAAAAACCACAGCGCUACGGUGUCCAGGUACUUCCGAGGUGUGCGAUUCUAAGAAAUUCUUUCAAUCAGCAUACAUCAGAGUUUAUUUCUAAUAUUUAGAAGUUAGAAAUAUCGAAUAUUGGCCUGUAAUAAGAGAGAAUAUGAUCAUUAGGCUACUGUCUAAAAAUAAGUCAGGCAUGAAAUAUAUAUUAUUUUUGUGGAGUGACACACAUUUCUGUACAUCAGUUCAGUUUUUCUCCCCGUGUAAAGGAACACAGUGGGCCAUUGCAUGUAAAUCCAUUUAAGUCCAUUUUAUAAUCUCUAAAUCAAUUCUACACGUUCUCUGCCUUUCUUAUGAAGUUCGGUUCUCACAUUAACGUUCACGCAGUAGAUUUUGGAGACGUUUCUGCGGGACUCGACAUGUUUUGAGGCAUUUUUGACUAUCAGGGAGCUUUCCUUCACUCACACACACUUUCGGUGACACUUUAGCUCGAUUUGUUAGAUUAAACGAGUGGAUUAAUGGUGACCGUUUCAAGCAAAGUCUGACGCGUAUAAUCUCCAUUUUAGAGUUGAGCUGAAAUGCAUUAGAGAUUUAGAUCAAAUAAAAAUAACGGGACUUACGAUGAAUUCGAACUUAUUAUUAUCCGUAAAUAAUAAUAAUAAUACUAAUAAUACUACAAAUCAGUAAAUGUAACAAAAUGUUAACGCCAAGGCCGUCAUCAAAAUAAAAUGCUUUCGUGUCAUGUUGAUUUGAGGGUUAACUAAAAUGAACAUAAUCAAAUGAACAAGCUAAAAAAAAAAAAAAACUGUACAAUUCCUCCUUUUCUUGAACGGCAAGCUUAACCGUCCGAUCAGUAAUCACUAGCCGACUUGAUUAUCCAUCUACAUAUCCUAAACACGGAAAGGUCACGUUCUUCAACCCCGUGUACCACACACGCACAUUUAAUAAUUGAAUACAAGCGUUGGAAGAUAGUAUUCAGUAGUCAGAUCUGCUGUGGUUUCUGCUAACAGGAUGUGUCGCCACACUUUUUUAGAAGCGCGCCAACUGUCAGUUAUAACGGAAGCGAAAGAGACACAGAAUUCUACUAAAAUCUGCAAAAUUUCUCUACAAUAUUGAUACCAGGACAGGAUCCUAACCCAGCACUCACCCAGUUACUUUUCACCUGAUCAUUCUGAUUAAUACUCAGGGCCUACGACAGCACCAGUGUCGCCUUGUUGCUCUCGAACAUUGUCUAACCCAAAAUCAUAACCCAAUGUGAUUGUAAUGUAGUGGCUACGGCGCCUAAUUCCUGAGCCGUAUCAUAAGCCUGUUUUUCUUUUUUCACGAGAUAAGACGUAUUUUGUUUAGAGCAGAGGUUCUCAACUUUUUGUAACUAACCACCCCGCCCCAAAUAUUAGAGGAAACCAGGUAUAAUGAUUAUCUAUUCUAUAUAUAAUCUAUCUAUAUAUAACCUAAUCUAUAAUUUGUUUUGAUAGAUAGAUAGAUAGGUAGAUUUAUUUUUUUUUUGCUUUUUGUACUUUUUAAAAUGACUUUUUUUUUUUUAAUAACUUUUAUGAUUUUCUAAAAGAACUUUUAUAAAACUAUAUAACGGACAGGUAUGGGAACACGAAUGAUAUAAAAUGUUUCUGAACUCUUUAACUGCUUUGAACGAGAGAACUAGGCUGUAUUAACGUGGACUAUUUUACAUGUAAAACAAGUUGAAUUCCAUUCGUCUUGCGUUCUACAAACAUUCACGUAAGAAAGAUACAAAUGUGGAUCAAGGGCGCGUCUCGUUAGCCAUGACAAUGUUAAAUCUCUGGCUCUCAGACACUCACUGAACAGAGCAGUUGCAGAGAUAGGCGCAAGUGCAGUGGGACAGCAAGACCUUGUGCUUUCAGGACAGUUUUUGGAAAAAAACUUUCCAGUAUUUGGAAAGUUGAUAAGAGUGACCAACACGACACGUGUUAGACUAUUGUCCAAUCACGUAAUGGACUGCGCUGCUGACAUCAUCAUCCAAGUCUGAACUCGCCUCGAAGUGAAUGUUCGUUGACUGUGACCUGAGACGAGGAAACCAAACGACCACAGCUUAUCAAAAGGCCGGGAGAUUUGUACAAAGAUGCGCCAACUUGUCAUGUAUCGUGACGGAGCGGAGAUAGGACGGAUGCAAGUGCAGUAUGAACAGUUUUUAUUUUAAAAGAGAGACAGGCAGACAAAUCCAAAACGUGAUCCGAAAACGUAAUCCAAAACAGGCACAGGUCAAGCGAUCGGCAAACAGGCGUACACAGGGUUAAACAUGAAUCAAGGUCGUGGUCACGGAAAACAGGGUCGAUAAACAAAACGAGAAACAUGAACUAUGACGAGGAACUGGGAGCGGAUAAUCCAGCGUGAACUAACUCUAAACAUGGAACGUGACUAUGACUACUAAACGAACUAAUCUAACUCUACGAUAAUCUUCCGCGUCGUGUGCUGGGAGGCGCGCGGUAUAUAUGUGGACAUGAUCAGCGUCUAUACCGCUAGCAGUUGAGGGCAAUACAGACACACGUGAAAUCCCAGCCAAUGACAGAACAGGGAGGAGACAUGACAGAAACAUGAACAAAACACACGUGUCCAGAUGUCACUACUGUCAACAAUGGAAAAGCAGGGAUCUGGGAUGAUGCUUACCACAUCUAAACUACCACAGCUUGGCCUGGUAGUAACAAGUUGGCUUGGAGGACUCUUAACUUGUUUGUUGUUUUUACAGUAUAACUCACCAAAAUGCGCACCUCAAUACAUUCCUCCGUUCAAGCCCGACAAUAACAAGAGCGUAAACUUCUCGAAACCCAUUUCGACCACAUCUGGUCAGCCCAAGGAGGAAAAACCCAUCCUGCUGCUGUGGUUCUGGCCUGAAAACUACAGGUGGAACUUUCAAGACUGUAAGACCAUAUACAACAUCGACGGCUGCCAUUUGACCGAUGACAGAAACCUUUACAACCAAGCGGACGCGGUCCUCAUUUUCCACAAAGCUAUCAAACAUGAUCUCUCCAACCUUCCGCCGUCUCCCCGGCCACCGUUUCAAAAAUGGAUCUGGCUCCAUGUAGAAUCGCCGACCAACACGCCAAGGAUCCCAGGCGUGGAGAACCUUUUUAACCUCACGCUGAGCUACAGACGGGAUGCGGACAUUUCUGUGAGAUAUCCACUCACCGUCAGCAAAAAACCAAACGAGGACUUUGUGAUCCCGAAGAAGGACAAACUCCUCUGCUGGUUCGUGUCCAACCUUGCCCCUAGUACCGGAAUAGGGACCAGGAUGAGCUACUACAACGAGUUAAAGAAGUACAUCACUGUGAGCAUUUUUGGAAGAAUGUCUGGAGCGCGCAUGAGAGAUGAAGACUACUUCCCCACCAUGUCUACCUGUAAGUUCUACCUUUCUUUCGAGAACUCCAUCCACAAGGACUACAUCACAGAGAAAUUAAACGGUCCUCUUGCAGCCGGGACCGUCCCUGUCGUCUUGGGGCCGCCGAGACAAAAUUAUGAAGACUUUGCUCCGGGUAACUCCUUCAUUCACAUUAACGACUUCCCUAACGCCGAAGCGCUGGCUAAUUAUCUGCUCAAGCUGGACAAAGACGAUGAAGCUUACAAACGCUACUUCGAUUGGAGAAAACACGUGAGAGCGACUCCGCAUCUGACCUAUUGGAAUCAAGAGUUCAUCAUAUAUAUCUGCCACGCCUGUGAAUACAUUGGAAGGCACAGAGAGUACAAAGCUGCACAUGACAUCUACAAGUGGUGGUUUUCAUAAAGAAGAACUUGAACACUUUAUCAUUAUAUAUCAUUGGGACUGGGCUUAGAUUUCUUUGCGAGUUGAUAAUGAUUCCCGAACCCUAGCUCUAUUAAGUAAUUCCCUAUACUUUGUAAUCAUGUUAUGAUUCAAGAGUCACUUUACGAUGCCACAGGGUGGGCUAUUAACAAAUAGGUAAAAUAUUACGGAUGUCAUCACUACAUACAAUAAGUUAAGCUAAUGUUAAAUUAUUCCUCAUUAUACACACUGUGUAUUUCUAAGUUAUUUAAAAGAUUGUUUUUGUAAUGUUAAAUGGAACCAUUACAACAUUUGUGAACAAAACAGCAACAACGUUAAUACGUAGUACAGUUGCUGUAUAAAUAUAUACAGAUGAGAAAAAAAAAGUUGGAGUUAAGUGUUUCCAUAUUACAUCACACAAUAAAAUUAUAAACAAUUUAAGAAAUGAACAAAAUGAUAUAAGGUUUUUCUUUUUCUUUUUUUAAAAUAUUAAUUGUAGUCAGUGAACAUUUACUUUUAUAAUUCAGUACGUUUACAUGGACAACAAUACUCCACUAUUAACCCGAUUAAGACGAUACUCUGAUUAAAAAACUAGCGUGUAAACAGAAAUUUUUAAUUAUCUUAAUCCGGUUAAAGUCAUACUCGAAGUAAACACAAAUGGAAUUAAGGCGCGUGGAGUACUCCUAUUUUAGUCGCGUUAUCGACGUGCAUUACAGACAUGUAAACACCUUAAUCACACCAUUAACGUCGUGUGAGAGGUUUCACUGCAUUUUGCGACAGGACACGUACACGCACGUCAGCGCUCAACCGUUUUACGGCAAACAAGAGAGUUCGGGUGCGUCUCAAACUGCAUACUUGCCUACUAGUAGGAGAAAUACAUGCAUCUCGGCUACUAUAUAGAAGGUAAGUACGCGGUUUGAGACGCACCCCACAGCUUCGAGCAGUCGUCUAUUAGCACGUACAGCAUGACGGAUAAUUAACCGCACUGGAAGCGUUCGUAAAAAUGAAAAAUAAAAACACCAAAAACUAUAUAUACGGUAUCAUAACGAAGACCAACUGUAUGUCGAUACGUGGAAUUCUGCAGGGACGUCGGACGGCGUGGCGCGGUGAUGUAAUGACGUGUGCUGUUAAUCUAAUUAUGUUCUAAAACAUGUAAAACGGGUACAUGAAAGGAGUAUUCUAAAAGCGACUCAUGUAAACACCUUAAUCACAAUAUUAUCUUACUCACAGUAAGGACAUUAAUUAGAUCACGGCUGUCCAUUUGUAAUUGCGUACAUUCGCUAACAAUUCUUUGGAAUUUUGUUUUCAUAUAUUAGAACAAUAAAUGUAUAAACACCGUCUAUAAAUUAUACUGUCUUACAACUUACAUAGAACAGAUUUAAAAAAAAAAAAAAUAUAGCACUCAAUGGUCAUUUUUUAAUAUACAUAUAUAUUUUUUAAUCAUUAAUAAAUAGUACAGUUGAUUAAUACUUAUGCACAGGUCAUUAUUAUUAGUGAUAAAUGCCGUACAGUACACCACAGGGCAUGAUAAUGAAUAGUUAAAAUUUAAGACUAUCAACAAAUUAUAUUAUUAAAAAUGGAAAUACUCAGGAAUUAUUACUACAUACAAAAAAAAAAAAAAAAAAACAAACAUUAUAAGCACCAAUGUCACACUGAAAAUUAUUUAUUUAUUUGCUACGGUUAAACAUGAAGAUUCUGCUGGUACGUGGUUUCUAUGUAAGAUUGUUCUUAGUAGUGUAAUAUUAAUAAUAACGAAUGACUUUAUGAUUAUACUGGAUUAUUAUUACACCGCGAUAAAGAGGCUAAUCUUGAUCGAAAAGCUCAAACCGCACCUGCUACAAUACUCCCGAAGGACUAAACGUCGACAGUGUCGGGUUGAAUAAAACUCAGGAACUCAUGAACGUGCAGGACUUUUGCAAGAAAACGAACUAGGACAAACGGGAGAAUAAUAAUAAGAAGAAUAGGAAUAAUAAUGAAGACAGCAGACUGACAGCUUAGAACGCACAUAACAUAACUAUCAUUUUGGUUUUAGCUUCUGUGUGUAGUUUAAUAUUGAGUGUUUGGUUGGGAGUGGAAAGUUAUUGUUUGUUUGGGGUUUUUUUUUUUUUCUUUCUUUCGAAGAAUGCUGUGCCUUAUGUGUAACUACAAAGAAUUUGAUGUUCACUGAGUGAAUUAAACUCUGAGUCAUUGUGUCAAUUCCUAUCAGAGAAGGAACUCUGGACUACAGUUCCCUGCAGCCACUGGACCUCAUUGCAUCAUGGUCACAUGACCACCUGAAUCACAUUCCAGCAGUUCUGUGUACUUUAUAUUAGCCAGAGUUUGUACUGCACUCCUUGUCUUAUGUUUGACUUUCUUUAGCGUUAUCUCCAUUGCUGUAUUUAUGGUCUUUGUUGUAUGUUCAUUCCUAGCCGUGGUGUUUUUUGCCAGUGGUUCUAAGUUCCAGGUUUGUCUUUGGAUUAUGUUCAUAUUAAACGGUUUCACUGAA